AUGCUGCCGAGGAACCCACCCGUCGACUACCGCGGCUCCGUGGCAUCUACCGGGAAUGCUGCCGUGCUGUGGCCAGCGCCUCUCGGUUCCCGGACGCGUGAGAACGUGCUGGUGCUUACCGUGGUUGAGCCCGAACACGUUAUCUACCGGUAUCUCACGACCCAAUGCAGCGCCCAGGAGGACGGAUACCUGCAGCUAGAUACAGUAAAGAUCCGACCUCGGCCAAUCGGCAGUUUUGAGGAUCUGAUGGGUGAAGGUGAUUUAUACCGUACCGAGACGAUCUCAGAUUUGACCGACACAUUAUAUUUACCCCGCGGUUUUCCCAGCUCCGUUCGAGGCCUGAGAGGACGGGACUCUGUUUCUGUUCGGCGGGCUGUCAACGCGCUAUUCAAGUCCGCUCUUGACUCUGGUUCCAAAGUACCCGUGGCGGCAGGUGAUAACCGUCGUCUGAGCGAUUCCAGACCCAGGGAACAUCAUGGAUAUUCCAAGCGCAGCUCAGGGCGUGCGUAUGACAGUCAGGGAAAGCGACACGGGUCGAAAUCGGAAGCUCUGGUACCGACUCUGGUACCGGCGUUUGUUGCAGCCCACCAUCAAGCCGAUGCUCUCAAGAUCCUCGGCCGUAUCAUGCCAACAGUAUCCAAAAACAUACUAUCGCUGGACUCGAGACGCAAUUCAUCAAACAAAGCAGCUCAUCCUGGGAAGCCAUGUCCACAAUUGAGUGUUGGUACCGAAAAAAGGACCCCGCCUAUCCUUGAAACCAGCCAUCAUCCAGAAGCUGCAAUGGUUAUGGCUCGCAUCAACAUCUCCAGAGGAAGCGGAGGUGGCUAUGGGCGAGAUCAGAAGAAAAUCAAUCGAGAAGAGAGUACCGAGACGCGAGAAGAGGUUGAGAACUUGAAAAGAGGUCGAGCUCGCCAAGCGCCCUUAGCUCGUCCAUACUAUUUCACUAGCAACUGCAUUUCAGUCGAACGGGCGGACAUUCGAACCGGAGGAAGAAGACUACCUAGUCUCCCAAACGCCUGGCAUCAACAAAUGCAAAGAACGAUGUUCAGCUCUUCCCGGCCAACGUCACCCAAGAACUACGGGACAAUCGAGAAUUCCGACACAGAAAGCAGCCAGUCCGACGAUCGAUCACCCCACGGGACCGACUACCAGGCGCAAGCCCUUCAAAACCAACAUCAAGAACCGCUAUACGACCGGGCCCGAAGGCGGUCCUUCAUUGAGGAAGAUGAAGACCCUAUGCUGAUGAAACCUCCCACGGUGCAGAAGGCUGAAGCAGUUACCUGGAUGAGUCUACCUCACAAGAGCCAACUGGCCAUUCUGGUCUUUGCGAGGUUCUCGGAGCCCUUGGUAAACACUUCGUUGCGGUCCUACUUGUUCUAUCAGUUGAGGUCCUUCGACCAGAGCCUUCCGGCUUCAACUAUUGCGAGUCAAGCAGGAAUCAUGCAGGGGUCUUUUGCCGCCGCGCAGCUCAUGACCGCCAUGUUAUGGGGCAGAUACUCGGACCGAGGAGGGCGGAAACGCGUUCUUCUCAUUGGACUUUCGGGAACUAUGAUAUCAGUUCUUGGCUUUGGGUUCUCGACCACUUUCUGGCAGGCUUUGGUCUUUCGGAUGCUGGGAGGCGCGCUGAACGGGAAUGUCGGUGUGAUGAGAACAAUGAUCAGCGAGAUUGUGAGGGAGAAAAAGUACCAGUCAAGAGCCUUCUUGAUCUUGCCAAUGGUCGCCAACAUCGGCUCCAUCAUUGGGCCUAUCAUGGGUGGGAUUACUUCCGACCCGGUCGCCAACUACCCAGCAUGGUUUGGAGGGAACCGGUUUCUUGAAAAGUUUCCCUACUCCCCUCCGAAUCUGCUUAGUGCGAUGUACUUGUGUUGUGCCGCACUUGCAGUCGUCUUUGGUCUCGAAGAGACACAUGAAGCCUAUGCUCAUCUACAAGAUCGCGGUAUCAGUUUCCGUCAAAAACUAUCUGCUGCAAUACGUCGUAUCUUUCGCGGAAAGAGAGACGGAUAUAAACCAGUCUUCGCCGCGCAACUCGACGGGCAAAUUAGCCAUGUCGUUGAAUAUGAUCCGGACACCAAAGCUCGCAAACGCGUCGCACCACGUUACAGGAACAAGCUCCCCUUCCGACGAAUCUUCACCUACAAUGUAAUCUGUACACUACUCUGCCACGCUCUGAUGUCGCUCUCAAUGGGAACAUUCCAAAGCGUCUGGUACUCUUUCCUCUCAACGCCCGUCUUCGACCCCGCCACUUCCUCUCCAGACGACCAUCCACACCUCCCAUUCGUCUUCACGGGUGGUAUUGGUCUCCCCCCUCGCUCUGUCGGAUUCGCCUCGGCAAUCCUCGGCUCCAUCGGAAUCACGCUCCAGCUCUUCCUCUACCCGCACGUCAACCAACGCCUGGGGACCGUCCGCUCGUGGCGGAUAUUCCUGUACUGCUUCCCGGUCGUCUACAUAGUCGUUCCCUUCCUCUCGCUCAUCCCAUCCACCACGCCUCCCCCAGGCCAGAAAACGGGCCUCCCCAUCUGGAUCGCACUCACAUCUGUGCUUCUGGUGCGGGUCGUGGGCAGAACCUUCGCCAGCCCCGCCACGACGAUCCUCAUCAACAACUGCAGUCCGCACCCCAGCGUCCUCGGGACGAUCCACGGGAUCGGGCAGAGUGCGAGCAGUGCCGCUCGGACGGUGGGACCUGCGAUGGGUGGCUGGCUGUACGGUGUCGGGUUGAGGACCGGGGUGGUGGGCCUGGUGUUCUGGAUCCUCGCGUGCGUGGCCGUCUUCAGCAUCGUGGCCAGCCACUGGGUCAGGGAAGGUGACGGGCAUGAGAUCCGCCUGGAGGGCGACGAUGAAGCCGAGGCCGAGGCGGCGGCUGAAAAUGCUCCCUUGUUGAGGAAGUGA
Drepanopeziza brunnea f. sp. 'multigermtubi' MB_m1 is the source of this 2886-nucleotide messenger RNA. RefSeq lists its product as uncharacterized. The record is from RefSeq and is a predicted model, not a curated record. Lineage: Eukaryota; Fungi; Ascomycota; Leotiomycetes; Helotiales; Drepanopezizaceae. Gene Ontology annotation, molecular function: transmembrane transporter activity. Gene Ontology annotation, biological process: transmembrane transport.